AUGGCCUCGCUGAGGACUUCGACGCUGCUCCCGCAGUGCACAUCGUGUAUACGGAGGGUCACGCGGCAAAAUUUCGAUGUCUGGGCGUCGCAGCAGACUCGCAACAUCUCCAAGAAGGCGAAAGAGGCGGAGCGCAACAUUGUCGUGAAGCUACUAAAGGAUGUGCCAAGAUUCGGUCGCGCAGGCUCAUAUGUCCCCCUCAACCCUUCUCUCAUGCGUAACCGAUGGUUCCCCGCACGCGUCGCCGACUAUGUACCCGCGACCCAGAUGAAGCAGCUCAAGGCGCAGGAGGUGGACAUGGCCCGCGACUUCUCAUAUGGCGUAAGGCUGAAUCUGGAGGAGGCGGAGGAAGAGGAGGACAACUUCAUGAAGCAACCGAAGCACUACGUGCGGCCGAUUGAAAUCGACGUGCUCAGCCCUGAGAGAUCUAUAGAGCUUCUCAACACGUUCGUACCACCCACGAUCGACUUCUACCGCCAGAGAAUCGAGCAAGAUAGUCCGUCGAGAGAGCGCAUGGGUGCGUCCGGUGCAGCAGACAUCUUGACUGCAGCCGCGAUGGGCAAGAAGGCAUCUGCGGACGCCAUCUACGGCUCUGUCUCGAGUGCUGAUCUUGUGUCGACUAUAAGGGGAGCGCUGGCGCACAACGAUGAGGCGGCUCGUGUAAUACUAAACGAGGCAGACGUAAAGUUUCUCUCAGGGCACGAGGAGGGCGACACAUCGCGCGUGAAGCAGCUGGGCACAUUCAAGGUGGAGAUACGGUUAGCCGGCGCAGAGGAACCUCUGGUAAGAAAUAUCCGGAUCAGAGCGAAGGAAUCGGAAUCAUGA
Alternaria atra is the source of this 825-nucleotide messenger RNA. RefSeq lists its product as uncharacterized. Gene Ontology annotation, biological process: translation. The record is from RefSeq and is a predicted model, not a curated record. Bases 1 to 825 code for a protein of 274 amino acids. Gene Ontology annotation, cellular component: mitochondrion; ribosome. Lineage: Eukaryota; Fungi; Ascomycota; Dothideomycetes; Pleosporales; Pleosporaceae. The transcript has 3 exons. Gene Ontology annotation, molecular function: structural constituent of ribosome.